UAGAUAAAAGAAGCCACCUGUGAUUUUGAAAAUGUAUACAAAAACUUCCUAGAUAAAGAAAUACCAGAUUUGGCAGCCAAUCUUUAGCAAUGGACCCAGAAGCAACCUCGGUUUAUUUGGAUUAUUUCUAUGCUACCAGCAAAAAUCCUGAUCUUGAGGACACCCACUCCCAUGUUCCUUAUACGUCGAUCUUCCUUCCAGUCUUUUACACAGCUGUGUUCCUGACUGGAGCAUUGGGGAACCUCAUCCUCAUGAGCGCCUUGCAUUUCAAACGGGGCAGCCGAAGACUGAUUGACAUCUUCAUCAUCAACCUGGCCGUGUCUGACUUCAUUUUUCUUGUCACAUUGCCUCUCUGGGUGGAUAAAGAAGCUUCUUUAGGACUGUGGAGGACAGGCUCCUUCCUGUGCAAAGGCAGCUCCUACAUGAUCUCAGUCAACAUGCACUGCAGUGUCUUCUUGCUCACCUGCAUGAGUGUUGACCGCUACCUGGCCAUCAUGUGCCCAGCCAUAUCCAGGAAAUUCAGAAGGAGAGACUGUGCCUAUGGAGUCUGUGCCAGCGUCUGGUUUAUCUCCUGCCUGUUGGGUUUGCCUACUCUUCUGUCCAGGGAACUCACCCUGAUUGAUGGUAAGCCAUACUGUGCAGAGAAGAGGGCUACAUCCACGAAACUGACUUGGGCCCUGGUGGCCUUAAUUUUUACCUUCUUCGUCCCUUUGGUGAGCAUUGUCACCUGCUACUGUUGCAUAACAAGGAAGCUGUGUGCGCAUUACCAACAGGCGGGGAAACAUAACAGAAAGCUGCGGAAAUCCAUAAAGAUCAUCUUUAUUGUCGUGGCAGCCUUUGUCUUCUCCUGGCUGCCCUUCAAUACUUUCAAGCUCCUGGCCAUUGUCUCUGGGCUGCAGCAAGAAGUCUACUUUUCAUCAGCUUUUCUCCAGCUGGGCAUGGAGGUGAGUGGGCCUCUGGCAUUUGCCAACAGCUGCAUCAACCCUUUCAUUUACUAUAUCUUUGACAGCUACAUCCGCCGGGCCAUCGUGCACUUCUUGUGCCCUUGUGUGAAGAACUAUGACUUUGGGAGCAGUACAGAGACAUCAGAUAGUCACCUCACUAAGGUUCUCUCCAACAUCAUUCAUGCAGAGGAUGUUGCCAGAAGAAGGAAGAGGUCUGUAUCACUCUAAAAGUGACUGUGACAUUUCAAUCUCUGUUCAUAGACUGGGGAGUUAAUUGGUGUCAGCAACAAAGAGGAAAAGUGUUGCUGAUACCAUUCAUAGUGCUUCAUAAAUACAAGAAGAGUUUAUUUUUAA
Neogale vison (American mink) is the source of this 1298-nucleotide messenger RNA. RefSeq names its product G protein-coupled receptor 15 (gene GPR15). Gene Ontology annotation, biological process: G protein-coupled receptor signaling pathway; immune response. The record is from RefSeq and is a predicted model, not a curated record. Bases 90 to 1172 code for a protein of 360 amino acids. The transcript has a single exon. NCBI's taxonomy places the organism in Eukaryota, Metazoa, Chordata, Mammalia, Carnivora, Mustelidae. Gene Ontology annotation, cellular component: membrane. Gene Ontology annotation, molecular function: G protein-coupled receptor activity.